CACUAUUCCCUCCUUACCUCCUCCCUUCCUUCCAAAUAUAUGUUCCAUAUUUCAUAAUGAGAUUCAGAGAGAAAGAGAGACAAGGGAGAAAAAAAGGGGGACCCUUUGGAAAGGAAGAAGAAAACUCAAAAGUUGAGGAGAAGGAGCGUGUAAGGACAAAAAAGCUUAGCUACCUCUUGAGUUUUUUCCUCUAAUUUCUUUUCGCACAUACUAAAAGAUAAACUUUCUUUCCAUGGCUCCUCCUCCUUCUCCUUUUGUCUCUAUAAAAAGUACCUCAUCUCCACUCAUUUUCCUCAUCACCAACCACGAAUUCCAAUUCCUUACACACUACUGAUUUAUUUAUUUUCUAGUUGAUUUCCUUUUUGCAAAGAGGGAAAAAGAUUAACCAACUACUAGCUACUCUUUUUUUUUUUUUUAUCAGUUACUAUUUACGCCACAACAAUGCUGCUUAGAAAAUCCAUUUCCGGAACCAAGAAGUUCUUCCAAAAAACUUUAGGAGGCUUGAAAUCUUUGUUCUCGAAAGGCGAUUACGAAAAGCUUCCGAAAUCUUCUCCUCAGAACAAUGCCUUCUCCUACACCACCGCAGCCGUUGCCGACGUGAAUCAUGUCCACACGAAUUACAAAGACUUGGACAAGUUCUACACCGAAUUAGCACAAGAAUAUUGGGACAAUAUCCACGUAGAAGAUCACCAAAGCAAGAGGAAGAUCAUCACGACCGCGACGUCCACGCCGACUAAACAAGAUCAUAGAGAGUUUGAUCAAAGUGGGAAUUUGAAGAAGCUUGCACAUAAUUCAUCUCCGGUGAAAGUCAUGAAGAAUAAUAAUAUGGAAACACAACAAAGAAGAGUAGUAUAUCCCAACAACCACAAUAUUAAUAAGGUGAAGAAGAAUAGGAGGGAAGAAGAAGAAGAAGAGGAAAUGGGAGAGAGAAGGAGUUGGUUGGUGGAGGAAAAGCUAAAGGAGUUGGAGAUGUUGGAUAUAAGCAAUGUGGAUCAUGUUUUGGACAUUGAAGAGGUUCUUCACUACUAUUCUCGCCUAACUUGUCCUGCGUAUCUUGAAAUCGUCGACAAGUUUUUCCUCGAUAUUUAUGCUGAAUUCUUCAAGCCACCACCUGUAUCUGCCACCAGGAUCAACUCCUCAAGGCUUAGGCCACGGACGUCUUUCUAUCCGAGGUCUUAGUCUUUAGGCUACUACCAUGGGCAAACAAAAAAUUCUUCUAC
Molecule: messenger RNA, 1220 nt
Organism: Ziziphus jujuba (common jujube)
Lineage: Eukaryota; Viridiplantae; Streptophyta; Magnoliopsida; Rosales; Rhamnaceae
Exons: 1
Coding region: 442-1179 (245 amino acids)
Source: RefSeq, a predicted model, not a curated record